Messenger RNA from Acanthoscelides obtectus, 2278 nucleotides. The record is from the annotation of a GenBank genome assembly. NCBI's taxonomy places the organism in Eukaryota, Metazoa, Arthropoda, Insecta, Coleoptera, Chrysomelidae.
GUUGCCCCCUCCUAAAAAUUAUACCCCCACCAUUCGUUUGCCGGCAACACGGCGGAUGAUGCUGCCACUGGCGGCUGGCCUGCCUGAGACCGAUGCCGGUGUUUUUAUAUGCUAUGUUGUUAGUGUACUUUUUACUAGCAUACCGAGCACAGCUUUUUUACACACCGACGUCUUUUUUACAUCGCCGCCGCCGCGCGUCUGUGCCGCAUCUUUUGUUUUUUCGCCGCCGCUUAGUGCCAGUGCAUAAUCUGCAUGUGCUGUUUCUGAAACGACUUCAAGCUGGAGUCCAGAUUGGAGUACCGUCCAGGAGGGUUGGACUUCCACAAUCCUCCAAUGCUCCUGGAGAAUCAAACGAAUUACAGCAGCCACUUGCAGAGGUCCAUCGACACGUUACGUUCCUUAGGCGACCGGUUAGGUGACCGCAAUGUGGACCUUAGGCUCAACUUGCAUCAAGAACGGCCACCUUAUGACCGAACCGGUCAAAUUAGCAACGGCUUGGAGCUCAACCUCAGCCUUAACUCUGACAGGCUUAUCCAGGAACGGAUGCAACAAGAACGAAGCCUGGAACGCCUCCUCAACGAGCGUUCGAUGCAAGAACAGCGUAUGAACCUGGACCACAGCCUGAGCUUAGAACGUCUCAACCUAGAACGGAGCCUAACCCAAAACCUAGAUAGAAACUUAAACCAAGAGGGACCAAGACCGUACAACAGCUUGAACGACAGGGCGCUUAUGGACCGAAACCUGAACUCGAUAGAUCGAAAUUUGAACAAUAUCGGCGGGUACGGUACGGAACGUUUGACGGACAGGUUAAGUGAUGUGAAAAGGGACGAUAUAAAGUACUGGGACUACAAGACGACGACGCACCAUCACGCGGAGAAUCUGAGGUCGGAAAGUUCAAGGUCGCAAGAGGAGGAUAGGGGAGCGACGCCGUCGACGCCCCCCACCCCCAUCUCGGUAGGGGAGAACAGGGGGGAAAAUUUCCACGAAGAAAAGGUGUUCGGAUCAAAGGCUGAGCUGCAGCUGCACACGCAGGCGCACAUGCGAGAAGCGAAACCGUACAAAUGCUCGCAGUGUUGCAAGGCGUUCGCGAACAGUUCCUACUUGUCACAGCACACCAGGAUACACCUUGGCAUCAAACCGUACCGAUGCGAGAUCUGCCAGAGGAAAUUCACGCAGCUAAGUCAUCUACAGCAGCAUAUUAGGACGCAUACGGGGGAUAAACCUUACAAAUGUCGACAUCCCGGCUGUCAAAAAGCGUUCUCCCAGCUGAGCAACCUGCAGUCGCAUUCGCGAUGUCACCAGACAGACAAACCGUACAAGUGCAACUCUUGCUACAAGUGCUUUAGCGACGAACCCUCGUUGCUCGAGCACAUCCCGAAGCACAAGGAAAGCAAACACCUCAAGACUCACAUCUGUCAAUAUUGCGGAAAGAGCUACACGCAGGAGACGUACUUGAGCAAACAUAUGCAGAAACAUGCUGAGCGGACUGAUAAGAGGCCGCCUAUUGGACCAGGUUUAGGUCUGAACCAUCGAGGCCUAGAGCACCACUAUUGGCCCAAGGUGAGUCCGGACAGCGCGGAGAACAUGCACGAGUACCCUAACGACCUCCCUCGGCAGAUCCUGGAACAAAACGAGGACCUCGUGAUCAUCCGGCAACAACUCGGUCAGAACCCGCCCGCUCCGCCAGGGACGCCUAACGCCAAUCUAGGCAACUCCUACGACACCUCAAUCUCGAAAUCGAACGCUAAUUCUGCAUUCACUCCGAUCAACAGUAUGUCUGGACAUCUUAACCUAAACCAUCACCAGCUGGCGCCCAAUAGGCCGUAUAUAUACGACGCGUUGAGUUUCCAAAAACAGAACAGUCUCGACAUACCGAAGUCGCAGCCUUCGAACGGGUUCCCGAAUCAGCUGAUCAGCUUGCAUCAAAUUAGGAAUUACGCGCACCAACCUAAUUCGUCCUUAAUGGAACAUUCCAUUUUGGGAUUGGGCAAGGAUAAAUAAGUUUGUUAUGGGAGAUACAGGGUGAGCCAGGUGAUUAGUAACAACCGUUUUGAAAAUUACGAGAAACCAUCGUGCAGAAUCAGAAGUGGGAUAGAACUGACUAGGUAUUGAUCAAUGUGAAUAUAGCCAACCUGAUACUAUAUUCCGGCGUUCAACGAAUCAUCCGAGAUGAAAUGAGAUAGCGAAGCUAUAUUUCUCCUCUCCACACUUAUUAGAAAUCUACCUUGAAAAUGCUAGUAUCUCGUAGAUGGCGUUGUAGCCAAAUAUAUUAUAUGCU